This is a messenger RNA of Symbiodinium necroappetens, 775 nucleotides long. Lineage: Eukaryota; Dinophyceae; Suessiales; Symbiodiniaceae. The record is from the annotation of a GenBank genome assembly.
GGGAGCCAUCGACCUGCAGGAAGACGAGGAGAAGGAGAAGCUGCCAGCCACCGCCGAGCCGGGUGUAGCAGAAGGAAAGUCUCCCACGGAGGCGGAGGAGAAGCCAAAGAAAGAUGAAGAGGAGAAGCCGGAGGAUGGGAAGGCAGACAUCAGGGAAGCCGAGGAUGUUGACCAGGAGGAGGAAAGGGAGAAGUCGCCAAUCCUGGCCCAGCCGGUGAUGCCGCCGGAAUCCAGCGAGCUGCAGAAGGAGGAGCUGCGGAAAGCGGAGGAGCGGCAGAGGAGGACAAGGGCUCCCAAGAGGAAGCUCCCGGAGCCCAAAGCCGCCUCCAAAACCUCCGAGGCAACGCUGGCCAGUACGCAACCGCCUCCCGCGGCAAACCCGCAGCGUGCAGAGCCCCCGGGCAACGCAGACGACGAUGACGACGAUGAAGUCGUAGUCCUGAGUGUAAGCGCGGGGGACAAGAUUCUCAACCAGGAGAACGGCAAACGGAAAGUGUCGGAGCAGGAGGCGGAGGAGAAGCAGACGAAGCCAAGCUUGGAGGAGAUGGCAGCCGAAGAAAAAGACACAGAUACCUUUGUGAUCUCCGUCUUGCGCACGAAGUACUGGGGAAGCAACAUGGCUGUCCGGGCCGUCGCUGAUCUUUCCGAAAGACCCGGACAGGUCAUCAGCGCUUUCGGAAACACGAGCAACGUGAUGUUCGCGCUGGUGAGCGAUGCGACUGCUUUGGAAGAUCAAGAGGAGGAUUUUGGUUUGGCUAUGCAUCCACGAGUUUGA